UGCCUCUCCCCCAUCCUAUAUGUCCUCCCCUGCCGCCGGCGAAGCGGCCGGUGGCUGCCUGAGAUGAACGCGCGCGCGCGAUUUUCUAGCAGCAGCUUCUUGCCACGCCGGCGUAGAUAAGCUCGAGCUGCCGUGGCAUUCUCGUAGUCAUAGAGGCCCUACCCUUCCGCCGCUUUUCCUGCUUCCACAGCUGGAUUUCGCUUUCGACUCUUGCUUACAGCGGCGUUUAAGCGGCGGCGGCGGUGGUGCUUUUCUAGUUGGUAGUGGCGCCUAGCUGCCGGCGGUGGUGAUCUGGGAAUGGGGAACGCGAGCGCCAGGGAAGUGGGGAACGGCUAUGCGGCGUCGUCGCUGGAGCAGGUGCCCCCCGGCCGCGGGAGCUCGGCGGAGGCCGCCGCCCCGCCGGACGCCGUGAUGCGGGAGCUUCCUCCUCCGGUUCCCUACGUCUUCGCGCCUCAGGUCCCAGUAGCUCCACUUCAGAUACCAACUGAAUUUUCUCCUGUUUUUAGCCAUUCAUGGGUUAAUGGCUCAGAUCAAUCCACCAACAGUAACCCCCCAGAGAAGGGAAUUCCAACUUUGAUUACAUGGAGUCAAGGAGGAAAUGAGGUGUUUGUGGAAGGAUCAUGGGAUAACUGGACUUCAAGGAGGGUGUUAGAGAGGUCUGGGAAAGAUCACGCUGUAUUGUUGGUUCUGCCAUCUGGAAUAUAUCAUUACAGGAUCAUUGUUGACGGGGAGCCAAGAUAUGUCUCUGAACAACCUCAUGUGACUGACGAGAGAGGGCAGGUGGCCAACCUCCUCGAUGUCCAUGAGUAUGUUCCAGAGAGCCUUGAUAGUGUGGCGGAGUUCGACGCGCCUCCAUCGCCUGAACAUAGCUACGACCUGCAGUUCCCAGCUGACGAGGAGUUUGCCAAGGAGCCACCGACCCUUCCGCCUCAGCUUCUCAUGUCAGUCCUUGGCGGCACCGACAGCUCUGACGAACACGCUCUGAAGCUGAAGCCUCAGCAUGUGGUCCUCAACCACCUGUUCAUCGAGAAAGGAUGGGGGUCGCAGUCCCUGCUCGCCCUCGGGGUCACCCACCGGUUCCAAUCGAAGUACGUGAACUUCGUGCUCUACAAGCCGCUGCCGAGGAGGUGACAACGCGGCCGAUGGAGCAUGAGUAAAGCAGUGGCGGCUGACGGGCUGAGUAGGACUGAUGGGAGUGAAUAAGUGAGUGUUAGCUGGCAGUGUACAUAAGGGGAAUGCAGGAGCCCUUGUUCUUUGAUGCUGCUCCUGCACCUCUAUCUAGGUUGUGCCUCUUAUUUCAUUUCUUUCUUUCUUCAAUAAAAUGUUCUUGUAGGAUGAGGUUUGAACAGACUGAACUCUUAAAAAAAUGAAACAAGGGAGUGUUUGGAAAA
Lolium rigidum is the source of this 1391-nucleotide messenger RNA. Its product is annotated as SNF1-related protein kinase regulatory subunit beta-1-like. The coding region runs from base 298 to 1131 and encodes 277 amino acids. Gene Ontology annotation, molecular function: protein binding. The transcript has 4 exons. The record is from RefSeq and is a predicted model, not a curated record. NCBI's taxonomy places the organism in Eukaryota, Viridiplantae, Streptophyta, Magnoliopsida, Poales, Poaceae.